Molecule: messenger RNA, 510 nt
Organism: Thlaspi arvense
Lineage: Eukaryota; Viridiplantae; Streptophyta; Magnoliopsida; Brassicales; Brassicaceae
Source: the annotation of a GenBank genome assembly
AUGACAGAGCAAUUGAUCAGUUUGAGAACUUCUGAGGAAGCCUCAACAUCUUCUUCUAUCUGCAAAAGACUUGACAACAUUCAAGCGCUACAUGAGUCUCUUGACAAGCUUAUCUGUCUUCCUGUCACACAAAAGGCUCUAGCACAAGAGCAGAACAAAAAAUCUGUGGAGCAGCUUCUUGAUGGGUCUCUAAGGAUCUUAGAUUUGUGCAACAUCUCUAAGGAUGCUUUGUCGCAGAUGAAAGAGGGUCUAUUGGAGAUCCAGUCGAUUCUGAGAAGAAAGCAUUACUUAGCUUCAAGAAUAUCCCUGAAGAAAACAUUCCAAAAGGUUCUCAAGAGUUUGAAGGUCAAACAGGAACAUGAGUGCAACGAUGAAUCUCUUGUUCUGUUUGGAGAAGCAGAAGCUAUUACAAUGUCCCUUUUUGAUUCACUGUUCUGCUUCAUGUCUGGAUCAAUGAAUUUUGGCAAAUGGUCCAUGGUGUCAAAGCUAAUGAGCCAGAAAAAGGUCUAG